CUCUCCUCCUCCCCGCAGUCUGCAGGAGACUGGAGGAUGGCAAUCUCCUACCACGAGCCUCCCCUGUUUAUCCGAUCCUUUCGGCAUCUGAGUGGAAGAUUUGAAUAUAAAGCUAAAAAAAAAUAAUGCACGAAGAAGCGGGAGGCAGAGGGGAAGUGUGUGAAGGUUACCUUGAGCUCAGCACUGCUCUCCAUUCCUGGCACCACAACAGGGUUAAAUAAAGUUUCCUGGCAGUGUGGAGCUGGGGAGCACUCUCUGGUAAUGGGGUCCAGCCCUGGGAUGCUCCUACCCAUCCCCUGCUCCUUCCCCCUGACUCUGCCAUAACUCCUGGGCAAGUUGUGCCCAGUUUCCCCUUCCCAUGGGCACGUUCCUUUCCCCCGGGUGUCUGGGACCUCAGCCAUGCACAGGGCAAUGGAAGCAGCCAGGCUCUGGCUGUGGAUGCGCAGUGACCCCAUUGUGUCACCCUACACACAGCCACGGGGCAGUGGGAUGCGGUGGCUCCGGGGCUUUUCUGUCCCCUGGACACUUCGAUUUGGGAAGCACAGCAGAAUUUGACUGAAUGGAGGCAGCCCCAGAUGCAAUGCAAACCUUUUGCCAUUGCACGUUGGGAUCUGCUUCAGAUUCUCUUGCCUAUGUGGGGCUAUACGAGCACCAGGAUGCCAUAGUGAUGGGUGUGCAGAAUAAGAAAGAAAUCAGCCCCUCUGGGAAGGAGCUCUAAAACGAGAGCUGCAAGAACAAAUCUUCUGUACUGUAUUCAUUUAAAUAGGCUGCAGAAGGCAUUGUCUGCUGCUCCAAAAGCUCAUUUUUCUAAUUGCCCCUGUGCUGUGCGUAAUCCCAGAUUACUGAGGGUUGAGCAAAGCCCCCAUAGCAGAGGGCAAAGCGUGGGCUAUAUGGGCAAAUUAUGUGAAAUUUGGGGCUGUCUGGGGGGGGCGCAGCUACCAGCCCUUGGCUGAUGGGCCCCAUGGGCUUUGUGGGGUUUAUGCCAAUAUAGGCAGCAUGGGGUUGGUCCUGUUGGUAGUGCUUAUCCUCUCCGGUGCACGUCUUGGCUCACUAAGGCGUAUUGAAACCCAUAACUGGAUUUUGCAGACUGGGCAUAAAAUACCUAGAACAUAAUAUGUAUUAAGACUCAUUAGGUUAAGCCAAUUCCCAGCUACACAGAGUCAUUUGAAUGGAGUUAAAUCACCUUUUUCACAGAGCUUAAGUGUCGAAAGGGUGCCAGCGUUGGGGAUGGCUCCUUCUGCAGCUCUGGGACUGAGGGAAUGGGAGGGAGCCAGGAGCACUGAGUAACGUGGCCGAGAUAAGAAGCAGUGUCCCCAAACUGUUGUUGGAUGACGUAGGACCAGCCUGGCCCUGUUUGCAUCCAGACAGGUGUGCAGGAAAAGGUGUGCAGAUUGGAGAGGCGAAAUGGCUGGGAGGGACGCACAAGGAGGGAUGCUCCAGUGGGAUGCAUGGGAAGGAUGCUCCAGGGAGGGAUGCUCCUUCCACCAACCCUCUCAAGUUGUGCAGGAGGAUUCCUGAGUGCUGGGGAGAAGACAACACUACUGCAAAGUGCCAGAUGGCCGUGGUGUGGGGUGACUGCAUGCUGUUGUCACAGCGUGGGGUGGGCGCGUAGGGGACACCCUGCGUGGCAGUGGGGACAUGGGGACACCCUGCAAAUGAGCACUGCGCACUGACUCAUGCACAGCAUGCAGCAGAUUUUCCAUGCUGUGCCAUGGAUCCUCUACACCAUGGCCUGGAUCCCGCAUGAAACACACGGGAUCCCGUGCAUCAUGCAUUCCAUCUUCCAUGCUGUGCUUCAGAUCCUGCACAGCAAGAACUAGAUCUUGCAUGGCUUGCCCUGGCUCCUGCAAAAGCUGCGUUGCAUUCUGUGGGACGUGCAUUCUAUUUUGCACACUGUGCACAUUUCCAGACCCAAGGGUGCUGCCAGGGUGCAGGACUGUGCUGGGGGAGGUCCUUGCCCACAUCACACUGCCCUGCCCACCUCCUCCAGCCCAUCACUUGCUAUUUUAAAGCCCUAUUCUUUCCCUGUCCCUCCGAUAAGAAAUGCUAAUGACGCGAUGAAAUCGGAUAGUUCAAUUGCCUUCUUCUCCUAAUGGAACUCUUGUGUUCGUUAAUUUGCUGUUUUUAAUGGGCUGAUUGUUCUCCUGCGCUGGGGGAACCACGUGAGCACUUCAGUGUGUUUUGCAGUGGUCAGAUGUGAGGUGGUGCUUGAAGGCAGCUGAACCUUGUUGCUCACUAAUUGUGGAGCAAUUUGAAGAGGAGGCCCAGGUGUAUAAAUUAUCAGCUCUGCAUUCCUUCGGAUUAUGAGCAACUGCUGAGUCCUGCUGGGAUCUCUGCCUGCUAUCCCUGGGUGCCAGGGGGAUGAACCUUGGGAAUUAAGGAGGUGGAACUUCCUCACCCUGAGACUGAAAUGAAUGGAGAACCUCAGGGCUGGAGAUGCACCCAGGGACUUCUCACUGCUCAUCUGCAGGGUGCACAGCCCUGAUCAUGAUAGAGAUGCUCGUGGGAUCAUCUGCUGCUGAGAGCUGCUGCACCAACUGAUCUGCUCCAAAGCUCCACCCUUCCCCAUGGUCCUCCAUGCUGCUAUGUUCCUCUGGAGGGCUCGUCCGGGAGGGGAAUAAUGCAGAAUCCCCCACAAAGGAGAGCAUCUCCCUGGCCCUCCAGGAGGGAUGAAGAUGCUAUGGCCAAACUAUGGGUCAAAUUCCAGCGCUCCUUUCGGCGGAGACCUGUGCGCUUCUUCACGCUCCUGGCUCUCUACUUGGCGGCUGGCAGCUUGGUUUUCCUGCACGCUGGCUUCACUGGGGAGCCCCGGGUGGCGGGGAGCCAGCGCAGCCCUGGAGCGGGCGAGGGGCUGGGACUGCCCUACCUGGGGGCCACGCGGCUGAGCCGAGGUUUCUCGGAGGUGACAGUGGGCCGACGACGUGGGCACUGGUUCAAGGGCAUGGCCAAGGAACCAGCAGAGAGGAGCAGAGCGGGUGACUACGGUGCAGCACGGAGCCGAGCACCCAAGGGCCGGGGCGGCCGUGACAAGGAGGAGGACAGAGCAAGGUACAUCGGUUGCUACGUGGACAACACUCGGAGCCGCACGCUGCGUGGUGUGUCCUUCUUUGACUACAAGAAGAUGACAGUCUUCCGUUGCCAGGACAACUGUGCUGAACGGGGCUACCUGUAUGCGGGGCUGGAGUUUGGUGCUGAGUGCUACUGUGGCCAUAAGGUUCAGGCACCCAACGCCAGUGAAUCUGAAUGCAACAUGGAGUGCAAGGGUGAACGGAGCAGCACCUGCGGCGGGGCCAACCGUCUCUCCAUCUACCGCCUGGAGCUGGCCCAGGAAUCUGCCCGACGCUAUGGCAGUGCAAUAUUCCGGGGCUGCUUCCGCCAGCCGGACAAUGUCUCCAUCGCUCUGCCUGCCAGCCAGCCCAUGCCCAAUAUGUCUGUGGACAAGUGUGUGGACUUCUGCACUGAGAAGGAGUUCCCGCUGUCGGCGUUGGCUGGCACUGUCUGCCGCUGUGGCUUCCCCACCACGCUUUUCCCCCUGCAUGAGCGUGAAGAUGAGCAGCUCUGUGCCCAACGCUGUGCUGGAGAGGAGUUCGAGAGCUGUGGCACCACUGAGUUCCUGCUUGUCUACCAGACCCAGGUGCAAGACAACCGCUGCAUGGACCGCCGGUUCCUGCCCAUGCGCUCCAAGCAGCUCGUUGCCCUGGCCAGCUUUCCUGGGGCUGGCAACACAUGGGCACGGCACCUGAUUGAGCUCGCCACUGGUUUCUACACUGGCAGCUACUACUUUGAUGGGUCUCUCUACAACAAAGGGUUCAAGGGUGAGCGGGACCACUGGCGGAGCGGGCGGACGAUCUGCAUCAAAACCCAUGAGAGUGGCCAGAAGGAGAUCGAGGCCUUCGAUGCUGCCAUCUUACUGAUCCGCAACCCCUACAAGGCGCUGAUGGCAGAGUUCAACCGCAAAUAUGGGGGGCACAUCGGCUUCGCUGCACACGCCCACUGGAGGGGCAAAGAGUGGCCGGAGUUUGUGGCCAACUAUGCGCCGUGGUGGGCGACCCACACCCUGGACUGGCUGCGCUUUGGCAGGAAGGUGCUGGUGGUGCACUUCGAGGACCUCAAGCAGGACCUCUUCACGCAGCUGAAGCGCAUGGUGGGGCUGCUGGGCAUCGCUGCCUGCGAGGACCGCCUGCUCUGCGUCGAGGGGCAGAAGGAUGGCAACUUCAAGCGCUCGGGUUUGAGGAAGCUGGAGUAUGACCCCUACACCCCUGAGAUGAGGAAGAUGAUCAGUGGAUACAUCCGAACGGUGGAUGCAGCUCUGAAGCUCCGCAACCUAUCAGGGGUGCCGGAUGACUACUACCCGAGGUGACGGUGAUGGCUGGGGGACCUGCCCCUGCCUGGGGAGGAAAGGAUUGAUUUCCUCUGCCUGCUUCCACCCAGUGGGUGGCUUUCUUGUAAUUCUCCAUCUGCUGCUACGAGCUGUUAAUCAACCCCUUGCAUGAGAAGCGCUCGCUCCCCAGCCAUUGCUCAGCUUGCUUGGUUGAUACUUUCACAGAGCUGGGCACCGAGGGGCCGCACAGUGCCCUGCCACUGCUGCUGGUCCCUAUCCCCAUCCUGCAGGUGAGCCCCUGCCCUGCUGGACACUGUGGGAGUAGGUAAAUUGGGUGGUGUGGGGCUACGUAGCUCCAUCCCACUCCCACAUUGGCUGCUGCAGCAUCCUUAGCAAUGCAAGCAGCUACUUGCUUGCAUGGAUGCUGCAUUGUAGUGGCCCUGCCCCAGGGGCCAUGAGCUGGCUUUGGUGGCAGUCCCUAUGCUUUGUGCACUCCCUGAACAGCUCCUCUGGGUCUCCAGGAGAGAUGGAGAUAAUUCCACCAAGGAGGAACACAAUAUGAGGAGCAGCACCCUGGGAUGCACUGAGGUGAGGUGGUCAUGAUGCACUGGGUGGGAUAUCUGUGGGUUCUUUAGGAGCCACCUAUGUACGUGGUGAUGGGAGCACUGACCCAGGGAAAGAGCAGCGUGCAGGACCUGUGGGAGCACCCAUUCCUCAUUGCAAAAGCUCCCAAGCCAGAAAAAAGCCUAGGAUGCUGUUCUGAGGAAGGGCGUGGGGGCAGUGGUCGGGAUGAGAGGUGGGCCACCUCUAAGCCACAACUGUGCCACGGAGUGCCUGGGCAUGGAGCACAGCUUCUGCCGGGGGAAGGAGGAAACCAAAGGAGCUCUGUGCCUGGAAAAUAUCUGCAGAGCUGGCUCUGUGCAGGCCUGCACGCUGCCCCAGUCACCCCACCACAGCUGGGUGCCCACCCUCCCUCAGAUGGAUGGAGGUGCAAAAGCCAUAUCUUGUCUGCAGCCUUUUCUAGAGUUAGAUACUCAACGAUUGGCUUUUAACUCUUGAUGGUGAUAGACAUAUGUGCACAGGUCCAAAAUCUACAGACAGCAAUUAACCUAUAUUCAAAGAAAGAGAAGAGAACUCCACUGGAGAAGGAGAUUAUCAAUAAAAUCUAUUUUUCUAACGUGCGUGCGGAGCUGACAUGGCCUAAGGGGCAGGAUGGGGGAUCUCUUUGCAUGGGGAGCUGCUCGCCCACGAAUGUAUUUUGCAAAGAGCGUGCUGGUGUCCCCUGUCCUGCACUGCAGGCUGGUGGCUGCCUACCUCUGUCAGAACAAAUCCUCAGGUCAACCCAGCUAUUAAAGGAGUUGUGUUGCUA
Messenger RNA from Gallus gallus (chicken), 5690 nucleotides. RefSeq names its product WSC domain containing 2 (gene WSCD2). Lineage: Eukaryota; Metazoa; Chordata; Aves; Galliformes; Phasianidae. The transcript has 9 exons. The record is from RefSeq and is a predicted model, not a curated record. The coding region runs from base 2621 to 4360 and encodes 579 amino acids.